This is a messenger RNA of Exophiala viscosa, 888 nucleotides long. Its product is annotated as NO signaling/Golgi transport ligand-binding domain-containing protein. Gene Ontology annotation, biological process: endoplasmic reticulum to Golgi vesicle-mediated transport; intra-Golgi vesicle-mediated transport. Bases 189 to 767 code for a protein of 192 amino acids. The record is from RefSeq and is a predicted model, not a curated record. NCBI's taxonomy places the organism in Eukaryota, Fungi, Ascomycota, Eurotiomycetes, Chaetothyriales, Herpotrichiellaceae. The transcript has 5 exons. Gene Ontology annotation, cellular component: cytosol; TRAPP complex; cis-Golgi network membrane.
GACCCCUGCUCACCCAUUGGUCAUUGCCGCUUUAAGCGACAAGGGACAAUUCAUUGUCUUUCACUUCCUUCUCCUGCUCUAUCCUCAUGCACUUGUCCAAUCUCUGAUAUAAAUCAAACCUGUCCAGAGACGAAGUGAUGUGGGCAGGCUCGAUGGUCAUUCUGCGCUAGUAAAAGCCUUCGGACUCGAUGGCGUCAAGCCAGAAAGCCGCCCGCGUGGGCGAAGAGAUCUGGAAGACUCGCGUCGAUAAAGUCAAUGCCGAACUCGUGACUCUCACCUACGGAACCGUUGUUGCACAGCUGUGCACCGACUACGAAUUCGAUUAUACCCAAGUCAACCAACAACUUGACAAGAUGGGCUACAAUAUCGGAAUGCGUCUCAUCGAGGACUUCCUAGCAAAGUCCAAUACGGGCCGUUGCGGAAACUUCAGGGAUACAGCAGAGAUGAUUGCUAAAGUCGGCUUCAAAAUAUUCCUCAACAUUACUCCGACAGUGACAAACUGGACUGCGGACAACAAACAAUUUUCGCUUCUGUUCGACGAGAAUCCGUUGGCCGAUUUCGUUGAGCUCCCGGAUGAUGGAAGGGCCCAGGACGAACUCUGGUUCUCCAACAUCCUCUGUGGUGUGCUACGUGGAGCGUUGGAAAUGGUCCAAAUGUCCAUUGAGGCGCACUUUGUGAGCGAUGUCCUACGCGGAAACGAUGUCACGGAGAUGCGGGUUACUCUGAUCCGCUAUAUCGAGGACGAGAUGCCGCCGGACGACGAAUAGUCCCAAUGGCCAUUGUGUGUUUAUCGGGACGAGUCAGCGGCGAACAUGGGCGCUUUCUGCUACUCUUCGAUGGCGACACCCAUCGUCGUCGAAGCUGGCCCAUCAAAGAUCAUGGGAAGCC